Molecule: messenger RNA, 936 nt
Organism: Closterium sp. NIES-65
Lineage: Eukaryota; Viridiplantae; Streptophyta; Zygnematophyceae; Desmidiales; Closteriaceae
Source: the annotation of a GenBank genome assembly
AUGUAUGCUGUGACUAUUAGUGAUGAGGGUGAAUGUUACCGGUGUUUCCCGCCCGACCCGGGCAUUGGUACGGCUGCUCUAGGUGCUAGUGAGGCUGCUGCUCUAGGUGCCAGUGCCUCUGCACCCUCAGGUACUGGUGAGUCUGCGCUCUCAGGUACUACGUCGGCUUCGGCCUCCCUCACCUUCACUCUUGACUCUGGGGCGUCUCGCUCCUUCUUUCGGGACCGCACCACACUCACGCCGCUUAGUCGGCCGGUUGCGGUGUCUCUGGCUGACCCCUCUGGGGGUCCUGUCCUGUCUCGCUUCUCCACAGUCCUCCCGUGUCCGGCGGCUCCCUCUGGCACCCUGUCUAGUCUCUACCUCCCCUCGUUCUCUAUGAACCCGGUGAGUGGUGCUGACCUACAGGAUGCGGGUGUCCACCAGUUCACUCCUGCGCGCCAGCGGGUGACGCACUGCACAGAGGCUAGCACAGGCCGACAUCUGGCUACGUUUACCCGUCAGCCGGGGUCGAGCAUGUACACACUGACCACUGCGUCUCCUCCCGUUGCUGAGUCUGGUAGGGGCCCUGGCCCUACCUAUGUCCCCUGUGUCGAGGGGCGCCAGCGUGCUGCCCCUCACUCCUCCCAGUUUCCUCCGAGAGAGGCCCCGUUGCAGACGCUUCACAUGGACGUGUGGGGCCCAGCCCGCGUCCGUGGACAGGGUCACGAGCGCUACUUCCUGCUCGUUGUUGACGACUACUCGCGUUACACCACAGUCUUCCCCUUGCGCAGCAAGGGUGAUGUCACUGAGGCGGAGAGUUCUCCUCUGGCCUUCUGCGAGCCUACUGUCGUGCACAAGGCAUCCGUCAAACCUUCACGCUUCCGGACUCUCCACAGCAAAAUGGGAUUGCUGAGCGCCGCAUUGGCAUGGUCAUGGACGUCGCCCGUACGUCUAUGA